AUGGUCUUCUCCGUCAUCUUCGAGGAAAAACACAACUCCGAGCAUUGGUCAACCUACGUAGCAGGGGCAAAGAUCCUCCGCCCAAUUAGUGAAAGUAUUCCUGGCCACAUCGAUCACAUACUGUAUCGCAGUCUCACUCGCGAAGGGUGGAAUCUGUCGCUCUCCAGUUGGGCCAACGAGAAAGCACUUGUGCGCUGGAGGACGACCAAAGAACAUUGCAAGUACCAAGAUAUGGGACGUAACAAGCUGCUGGUGGACUAUCACCUAAGGGUAGGGUUGAAUGUCCAAGACUCGCAUGGAGCCGCGGCUGCAGGAAGUCUGGAGCAAACUGAGGUCGGCGAUGCGACCAUGAUUUUGCUCCAUGAUAUCGUCAAGUCGCCGGACUGGGUAAAGGAAAAGACGCCUGAAAAUAUCGCAAAUUCACUAGGGUUGCGCCAACAGCAGUUAGGACUGGUACAGUGGGAUGUAUUUGACGAAGUACUGCAGCCGGGCCACGUGCUUUUGCUAUCUUGUUGGAAAGAUCAGAGCGCUACAUUAGCCUUUGAAGGAGAAUACAAUUGGGAGAACGGUGUUCGACUUCGGACAGUGCAGAUCGUGCGCGACUACGGCAUGUUUGAUAGGAGAGAGGCCCCCCAGUAUUACCCUGAUGUUGUAGGAAGGACUACUUUACAUCAUUGA
Messenger RNA from Bacidia gigantensis, 678 nucleotides. RefSeq lists its product as uncharacterized. NCBI's taxonomy places the organism in Eukaryota, Fungi, Ascomycota, Lecanoromycetes, Lecanorales, Ramalinaceae. The transcript has a single exon. The record is from RefSeq and is a predicted model, not a curated record. Bases 1 to 678 code for a protein of 225 amino acids.